Messenger RNA from Phaedon cochleariae (mustard beetle), 1470 nucleotides. Lineage: Eukaryota; Metazoa; Arthropoda; Insecta; Coleoptera; Chrysomelidae. The record is from the annotation of a GenBank genome assembly.
AUGCCUCGUAGUGUUCGACAAUGUGAACUGGAGAAAACUCGGUCUAAAAAGCGAGAACUUGAGACUUGGGUAAAUCUCAAUUCCCAGGGACAAGGAGCCGAAUACUACAAAGAGAGCAGCAUCUCCCAUCAAUGGCUAAUGCGCGAUGAUCUCUUACUGCCCAAUAGAUUGAUCGAUGCGCUGCGGUUCCGUACCAACACCUUCGGAAACCCUGAAGCCCUGAAGAGAUCCGGAUACGACGUCCCAAUCGAAUGCAGAAAGUGCAGACUCAGACCCGAAACACUGAGUCUUGUAAUAGGUGGAUGCACAACGCAAAAAGGAGCAGCCAUAAAUCGACACAACGAGAUUCAAAACCUUGUGGUGGAGAAAUAUGGCCAUAAGUUCCCGGAUGCGCAAGUGCUAACCGAGCCGACCUUCGUAGCACGCGGGGAAACCCUUAAACCGGACCUAGUCAUUAAGAACCAGGAAAGGGUCCUUGUAGUCGACUCCGCAGUCCGCUAUGAGGAUAGAGGGUCCCUUGAGCGGGCCAACGAAGAAAAACGAAACAAAUCCGAGUCGGUCGCAGGAGAUAUUCAUCAAGAAGACUCCUCUCUUGAGGAACAAAGCAACAAUUUCAAAGAUAUUAGCGAAAAAUUUAUGGGUAGAGAGGCCGCCACCCUAGUCCAAGAAAGCCUGACGCAAUUUUCGCAAGCUAAAGAAAAUAUACUGAACAUCUUAGUAAGUUCAAAAGAACACUUAUCAAAAAAGACACUUGCAGUUAAAAAUUUAGAGAAAAUGACAAUUGCGUUUACAAAAAUGCUCUCAUUUUUGGGACAAGUCUCAACCAUUAAUAAUGUAUCAGAAAAACUUGAAUCUGUUGAAGUUAAUAUUGAAAAAAUGGCUAGCAAUAUCAGCCCAAUUCGUCCGAGCUAUGCUGCAGUUAUGAACUCGAAACCAGAACCAAUAAAAGUGCCUAAUAAUAAAGGACAAGAAGUUAAACCAUCUAAAAACAAAGUAAUUAUGGUGUUUCCAGCUGAAGGCAAUAAUAGCCUGAAAAGUAGCGCUGAUACAUUGAUAGAGUUGAAAAAGCUGAAAGCUUAUGAUGUAGGAAUCAAAGCAGAAAAAUUAUUUCCUGCUGAUAAAAAUGGCAUUAAAAUCAUUGCAACUAGUGACAGCGAAAUUGCUGAAGAAGAACUACAUAAAGCAGGCCUAAAAGCUGAAGUAAUUAAAAAACUUGACCCCAGAAUGGCUAUUAUGGGGAUACCCAGUGACUGGACUAAAGGUAAAGUUGAGGCUCUAGUUAAUGAUGAGCUAGAGAUCCCAGAGGGGGAUAAAGAGAAUGAAAUAACUGCGAAAUUUGAAUAUGGCGAUAGAGAUAAAAGUUCAGUCACUUGGGUGAUAGAAUGUAACCCUCGAACAAGGCUGGAGAUGCUGAAGGAGAAAGCGUUUAUUCCUGAAUUGGUCCUCUUGUGGCGUGAGAGACCAUAUUAG